UACUAUUUUUUUUCUCUCCAGGGCCUAUUUAUUUAAUUACAAACAUUGGCCAAUUCGAAUUCCAUGGCCAUGGAGAUGAUGGACGCGGUAUCUGCCCGCUUCUUCCUGUUUCGGAGUGUAGUGGGGUUCAUGCUUUCACAGAUCGGAGUCUUCCUUCUGAUUCCGUCUCUGAUAGCAUUUUCCACAAAGUUUCCAAAAGUUUUCGACAACCAAGAAACAGAUUGCUCAAUAAAGGUCGCCUUUACCUGUAUUCUGAUAUCCACCAGCGUCGAGACGUUGCUAUGGUGUUGGACUCUGUUAGUUAUUUUCGUUGCCGUGGAGUCGGACGGCUUCUGUAAUCUGAAAUGUUACCACAUCGAGGUGCUACUGCAUUUUCUGGCGGCCGGCUGUUCCGGUGUUGGGGUUUCGGUCUUUGCCUACAAGUAUGACAGAUUCGUCUGGUACUGGAUUUUUGCCGUGGCAGGCGGCGCAUGCGCAGGAGCAAACUCAUUCAUUGGCUGCUGUUGUCAAAACAUAAAACGGAGAGUUAAGAAUCGUUUUGGAGAUUUAGAAAUCGGCGAAGAAUUGGCCUUACCGAUGAAGACAAAACCUCACAAACGUUAACGAUGUUAACUAUCAAACAACUGAUCGUCGUGUACUAUCCCUUUGUUAGAGGAUUUCUAUAUAUAGACGCUGACAUGUAUCUUACAUAUUAUAUGAUGAUGAUAUCAUUGUUUGAUUGUUGGAUUAAUUUAUAUCUGAUUCAUUAGUUUAUUAUGAGAUAUACUUUAUGUGUAACAGUUGGCAUAAAUACUAAAUAUUCAUUAAAUAAAAUUUUCUUGGAAUAACCGAAAUUUUCUAAGUCAUAACUGCAGUAUUCUUGCCACAAAGUGUUCCUCAGUAUUCAAUCAUGUCAGAAUUUGAAUAAUGUUUUAUGAUUUACAUUGUAUUAUAUUGGUAUGUUACAUAAUUACAAUAUCUAUGAUUUAUUAUAUUGGUAUGUUACAUAAUUACAAAUAUCUAUGAUUUAUUAUAUUGGUAUGUUACAUUAUUACAAUAUCUAGCUUAACAAAUAUGAUUCUGUGCAUGUAAUUGAAAAAUUAAGAUUUAGAGAAUAAAUUAUAGGCGGAAAUUUUGCCUUUCGCAUGCGUUUUGAGUCACCAUAAAUAUCAUGUAUGGUAACUGGCUCUCGUUUUCAUUAACAAUCCAUUUCCAUUUACUAAAGGCUCCUCUUGAAUUUCGUAAAGGAAAACCUAUAAGGAUCGUGAGUUACCAUUGCGGUAAUAGUUUUUAGAAUCUAUUAAUAUGGUUUAAAAAGUGCCUGUCUUUGUAAAAUAAUCUAGUAUGAUUUUAUAUUAUGAACAACUAGAGUUUUGUUUUUUGAUCUGAAAAUUAGAAAUGAUAAAAUAUUAAUAUUCAUCUAGCUAUAGAUAAUAAUACAAGCUGGCAUACGGUUU
Messenger RNA from Magallana angulata, 1436 nucleotides. RefSeq lists its product as uncharacterized. Lineage: Eukaryota; Metazoa; Mollusca; Bivalvia; Ostreida; Ostreidae. The coding region runs from base 64 to 603 and encodes 179 amino acids. The transcript has 3 exons. The record is from RefSeq and is a predicted model, not a curated record.